Messenger RNA from Nelumbo nucifera (sacred lotus), 1176 nucleotides. Its product is annotated as putative serine/threonine-protein kinase WNK4. The record is from RefSeq and is a predicted model, not a curated record. Lineage: Eukaryota; Viridiplantae; Streptophyta; Magnoliopsida; Proteales; Nelumbonaceae. Gene Ontology annotation, molecular function: protein kinase activity; ATP binding. Gene Ontology annotation, biological process: protein phosphorylation.
UCCUCCUGGUAGCUGUUUCAGUCAUUAUCAAGAUGUGUAAAAUGGAGCUUGCUGAUGUUGACUACGUCGAGAAAGAUCCAAGUGGUCGAUAUGUUCGGUAUGAUGAAGUCCUGGGCAGGGGAGCAUUCAAAACUGUUUACAAGGCAUUCGAUGAAACUGAUGGAGUAGAGGUCGCUUGGUGCCAAAUGAAGAUCGAUGAUGUGUUGCAGUCACCAGAAGCCAUGGAAAGGCUCUAUUUAGAAGUUUACUUGUUAAAAUCAUUGAAACAUGACAAUAUUCUUAAGCUAUACAACUCGUGGGUAGAUGAAAAGAAGAAAACAGUUAAUAUGAUUACCGAGUUAUUUACCUCAGGGAAUUUGAGGCAGUAUCGUAAGAAGCACAAGAAUGUAGAUAUAAGAGCUAUAAAAAACUGGGCGAGGCAGAUUCUCCAAGGACUGAAUUAUCUUCAUAGUCAUAAUCCACCUAUUCUCCACAGAGAUCUGAAAUGUGACAAUAUUUUUGUCAACGGAAAUCAUGGAGAAGUUAAAAUUGGGGACCUUGGAUUGGCUAUUGCUAUGAGCCAACCUACUGCCCGAAGUGUCAUUGGUACCCCUGAAUUCAUGGCCCCAGAGCUUUAUGAAGAGGAGUACAAUGAACUAGUUGACAUAUAUUCUUUUGGUAUGUGCAUAUUAGAGAUGGUAACAUUUGAGUAUCCCUAUAGUGAAUGCAAGAAUCCAGCUCAAAUUUAUAAGAAGGUUACAUCAGGAAUAAAGCCUGCCUCCCUUUCUAAAGUUAGAGAUCCCCAAGUAAAGCAAUUCAUUGAGAAGUGUCUGCUUCCAGCCUCAGAAAGAUUGCCUGCAAGAGAACUACUACAAGAUCCAUUCCUCCAAUGUGGCAACGAAAAGGGACAAACUUUUGAACCUACGCAGUUGCCAAAUGUCCUUCCUAAACCAAUCGACUUCCACAAGUCUAGGUCUCUUCCCAUGGACAUGGAUUCUGAACACAAGAAGAUUGCUACUACUGCACACAUGGCAAAUGAAUAUAGAAAUCCACAAGUACCCACUUUGGAAUUUCAAAGGAUGAACAAAAAUCAUGAGUUCAGGCUCAGAGGAGAGAAGGAGGAUGAUAACUCAAUAUCAUUAACUCUGCGUAUUGCUGGCUUAAGUGGUAAGUGAAUUUGUCUUAUAAAGCUGUGCA